AUGGACUGUGCACCGCCAGCCGGGGAUGAUGAAGGCGUGCGGUGAGCUCUUCUGGCUGGCGCUUUUCAUCCGGGCUGUAGACUGGACUUUGGGUCUGGGGCCAAACAAAAACGUGGAGUUUACGUUUCUAUUACCUGCCGGCGGCACUGAGUGUUUUUACCAAACUACAGCGAAGAACGACAGCAUAGAAGUUGAAUACCAGGUGAUUGGUGGGUCGGGUCUGGACGUCGGCUUUGUCCUCGUCUCGCCCGGCGGACACCGGCUGGUCUCUGACUUCAGGAGUUCUGAGGGCCUCCACAUGGUGAAUCCCGCCGAGGACGGAGACUACCGCUUGUGUUUCGACAACAGCUUCAGUAAAGUGUCAGCGAAGAUGGUGUUCUUCGGAGUGACGGCAAAUAGACAGAGCAGCGGUGCGUACGGAGGCCAACGUGACGUGGUGUUGCCAGAAAGCGUGGUGGACUACAAACUGGAGGACAUCAGGGUGAGGUUGGACUCCGUGCACCAGGACCUGGAGAGGAGCCGCCAGGUCCUGACGGGUCUGCGGACCCGAGAGGCGAGGGAUCGCCACCUGCUGGAGGACAACCUGUGGCGCGUGUCCUUCUGGUCCUGCCUCAACGUGUUGGUCCUGCUCAUCGUCGCCGUGACUCAGAUCUACACCUUGCGCCGCCUCUUCGAUGGCGCCAGGCGGAUGCGCGCGUAGUCACGGAAACAUCUGCUCCCGCUGCGGAUGGAAGUUGGACCCAUAUACCUUCAGUAAUUUAACCUGGAUUUUAAAGGGACACCUCACACUCUUGAAAAACAUAUUUAAAUAGGUUUUUAUUUGCGGAAGUUGACUGCUAGUUCCCUCGACUAAAACAUUGGAUUUCGUGUUGUUGGGUUGAAAUUGAAGACGUUUGGUAUUUUAAUUUUUUUUGCUCGUUUGCCACCUUUGAACCCUUUAAUUCUCUGCUCUGCCGUUUCAGAGCACAUUUUGAGUCAUUAUAUGUUAUUGAAAAAUGUAUUGACCCUAACGUAACAUGAUUAAGUCAUCCAUAUUACUUUUGAGUUGUAAAAAACGAUAAGAUUAUUAUUGCUCAGAAAGUAAAAAUUCAAACUUUCCAUUACUUUACCAUCGAGAAAAUUAAAGGGAUAU
This is a messenger RNA of Gasterosteus aculeatus aculeatus (three-spined stickleback), 1132 nucleotides long. It is a transcript of the gene tmed1a, whose product is annotated as transmembrane p24 trafficking protein 1a. The record is from RefSeq and is a predicted model, not a curated record. Lineage: Eukaryota; Metazoa; Chordata; Actinopteri; Perciformes; Gasterosteidae.